UAUUGUGAUUUCAAUUUGUAGCUACUCUGCGUGAAAAUGUAUUUUUAAAACAUGAUUUUUAAAUAAAAGUCGGCAUGCCACCAAGUCGUUUAGAUUCUAUUUAUCGACGCUUGUUGAUAACUAAGUUUUUCACAAAAGGAUGGGGUAAACCAGAAAACUUACAAAGGUUGUUUGAAUUUAGAAAAAUUAUAUCAAAAAGAGAAAAUUGCUUUAAACUAGUAGAUAAAGAUUAUCCUGUGACUAUAACCAAGGAAGAAGUGUGGUCUGACUGCCGCGUUUUAGAGGGCCAUUUUGUGACACCACUUGAUAAGUUUUUACCAGACUUAGUUCCCGAAGCAGCAAAAUCUGCCCAUUUUCAAAUUUUACUACCUUUAAAAUGGAAAGAGAACAAUUUCAAGCCUAUGUGUUUACAUUUGGCUGGCACAGGAGAUCAUUAUUUUUGGAGAAGACGUAAUAUAAUGGCCAAACCUCUUUUAAAAGAGUCAGGUAUCGGAUCUAUCAUUUUAGAAAACCCAUUCUAUGGCUUAAGGAAACCUAAAGACCAAGUGCGGUCUUGCCUUCACAAUGUGACCGAUAUAUUCGUAAUGGGAGGAUGUCUAGUUUUAGAGUCGCUAGUUCUAUUUCAUUGGUGUGAACGGAAUGGUUUUGGCCCGUUAGGUGUUACUGGCCUUUCUAUGGGUGGUCAUAUGGCGUCAUUGGCUGCCACAAAUUGGCCAAAACCAAUAGUCUUGGUUCCUUGUUUGUCAUGGUCGACAGCUUCUGCAGUUUUUACCAGGGGUGUUCUAAGUCAAUCAAUUAAUUGGGAACUGUUAGAAACACAAUAUUUAUCUGACGGGGUAUAUAAAGAAAAGCUUUCUAAAAUGGUUACAAUAGUUGAUGAUGCGUUUCUCGCAGGAAAGCGUUUUGUGCAAAAUUUUAGUCAAAGCAUGUCUGAGUUAAAACAGGAUAUGCAACAGCAUUUGGAUGGUUCAGCCACAAAAGAAGUGGAUUUGAAAUUAAGUGCUAUAAAAAUUGAUAAUGAUGUUAACAAGCCGAUGAAUAAGGUAAUUAGGCAUUUAAGUGAUCAGCCUGUUAAAAUUAAUAAUCCUAUGUCUUUGGAGUUGAUAAAUAAAAUUACCUCAGAUGCAAAGUUUGAGUUGAAUUCUCAGGAAAUUUGUGAAUUAAAUAAAAUGAAUUCUUCAGAAACGCCGUCAAGCUUUGAUCAAAAUGCUGAGGAAAAUGAGAGGUAUAGGUAUAGUAUUGAUUCAUCAGAAUUUAAAAAAAUUGAAAGUGAUUGUUGUUCGGAACCCAAUGCUGUUAACAUUAUCAAAAAUGGCAAUGUUGGAGUUCUAGAACGAAAUAUUGAAAAAAUUACUGACUCUUCUGUGAAUGAAGGUAUGAAAAAAUACAUGAGCGCCAUGCUUUGGAAAAAUUCUGAUGAAGAAAAUUUUGAUGUCAAAAAGCUUAAUUGGAGGCAGCGAGAAGCAAUGCAAUUUAUGAGGGGUGUAAUGGAUGAAUGCACUCAUCUUAGUAAUUUCUCAAUUCCAUAUGAUACUUCUCUAAUUAUUGCUGUUUGCGCUAAAGAUGAUGCAUAUGUUCCUAGAGAUAAUUGUGGCAAUCUAGAAGAUAUUUGGCCUGGAGCAGAGGUGCGAUACGUUAAUGCUGGUCAUGUUAGUGCCUAUGUACUGCAUCAAGGUCUUUUCCGUUCGUGCAUUAAGGAAGCUUUUGAAAGAUACAGAAAGAAAUGGAUGAACAAUGCAGAUUGCACAUAACAACCAGCUUACAAGAAUAUAUUUAUCAGCAAAGAA
Ctenocephalides felis (cat flea) is the source of this 1787-nucleotide messenger RNA. RefSeq names its product protein ABHD18-like. The coding region runs from base 75 to 1751 and encodes 558 amino acids. The record is from RefSeq and is a predicted model, not a curated record. Lineage: Eukaryota; Metazoa; Arthropoda; Insecta; Siphonaptera; Pulicidae. The transcript is spliced from 9 exons.